Molecule: messenger RNA, 773 nt
Organism: Ochlerotatus camptorhynchus
Lineage: Eukaryota; Metazoa; Arthropoda; Insecta; Diptera; Culicidae
Product: trichohyalin-like
Exons: 2
Coding region: 86-763 (225 amino acids)
Source: RefSeq, a predicted model, not a curated record
AGUGAGGGUGAUUGUUUGGUGUUCAUCUAAAGGUUGUGAGUUGAUUUUUGGUGGUUAUCUUUUCCAAUCAAAAGUUGUUAUCAAUAUGAAACAGUUGGUAGCUCUAGUGGGACUUUUGGUACUACUGAGUGCAGUUGACGCUCAACGAAGAAGAAAUACAACCCUGGCUGCUGUGACCACGGAGCAAGCAACUAGUCUGCAGCAAACUAGUGAAGCCACCAGCGAUGCAGGAACUUCCACUACUGAGGAAAAUAUGCGGGUGGUGGAGGCUGUUCGGCAGGAAAUCGAAAGGAGGCGUCAGGAGCGACAGCAACGAAUCGAACAGAGACGGGAAACGCUGCUGAAAAAUUUGGAAAAUAUGAGUGACCGUAGGCGGGAAUUUGAGCUGCGACGCCAGGAACGGCUCGGUAAUUCUCCGAACUCGCAAGAAGAUCGCCGCCAGGAAAUGGAAGCCCGUCGUGCUGGACGCAUUCCGACAAGGGAGCAGGAUCGAGUGUUCCGUCUGCGUCAGGAACGCCUUGGGCAAUCCGUUCCAAAUGACACUCAAAACGAGAUUGAUGGUCCAAGCGAACUGCUGCCAGCCAUUGCCGAUUUGAUUCGCCACAUUGUGCUCAUCGAGGAAAGCAAUGGCAACGUGAAGCUUGUUGACCUUAGCACCGAGGAAGGCCGUGAUCUGGUUUCGCGGGUGACAGAGCGUGUAGAAUCCGAUGAUGAGAAGGAGGAGGUGCUGAGGAAGCUCAAGAUUAAGCUGGGGCAAAUUUGAACAGUGAGGG